AUGCAGGGGCAGGUGGUGAUCAUCAACUUUCCGGACACGGGACACAUCAACCCCACCCUGCCGCUGGUCGCCGAGCUGGCGGAGCGACGCAUCCAGGUGACCUACUUCCUCCCGGAGGCCUUCCGCGCCGUGGUCACGGCCGCCGGCGCGACCUGGCGCCCGCUGCGCGCGCCCAUGGACCUCAGCCAGGAGAUGUUGGAGCACUACUUGGACGACUCUGAGCCGCCCAUCGAGGAAUAUGAGUUCCCUCUCUCCACCUUGGCGGUGGCCUCCUGGAUCCUGCCGGACCUCAUCGAAGAGCUGCAAGGCUUGUCGCCACCCCCAGGCGUCAUCGUCUACGACCCCUUCUUGCCCCACGCGCUGGUGGCCGCACGACACUUGCAUCUACCCGCGGUCUGCCUGGUGACGCAUCCGGGGCCUGGCACUAUGCCGCACCCUCCGCAAUUGGUGGAGGAGUGGGAGAGCCACCAGAUCGUGCAGAAGGCCCGCAAAGAGAUCAAGGACUUCUAUGAGAUGGACGUCUUUCAGCAUGGCACCUUGAUGGAGUUUUACUCGGCGGACUUGAAUCUGGUGACGACCAUCGCAGAGCUCUUCGCCCCACCGCGUUUGAGCCCUCAGCUGAAGCGCUUCGGGCACUUCCCCUUCCACUGUGUGGGCCCUAUGGUGAACCCGAAGCUGAAGCGUUUGGCACAUGCCUUCGCACCCUCCAAGCCGGUCGAGCCGUUGCCCCACGAGCAGAUUGACGCUGCCCUGGCGGCCGGGAAGCGCUUCGUCUUCGUGUCGAUGGGCACCGUGGGCAGCGGGGGCCGCUGGAACGGAGGCUUUGGGCCCCUGGCCGCGCACAACGGCAUUCAGAAUCUCACGGGGAAGGAGUUUCUUCAGCAAGUCUACCGGGCCGUCAUGGAGGCCUUCCAGGAUCAGGAGGAUCUCCUGGUGCUGAUGGCCGUGGGCCCCCAGCCCGAUGCCCUUGAGGGCCUCCCCAGUUGUCCCAGCAACGUCCUCCUGCGGCCGACGGUGCCGCAACUGGAGGUGCUGCAGCGGUGCCACGCCUUCGUGACGCAUGGGGGAAACAACAGCAUCCACGAAGCCUUGUCCUACGCGGUGCCCAUGGCAGUGAUCCCCAUGUUCGGUGACCAACCCUACAACGCUGAGAGUGUGGCGGGCCUAGGCUGCGGUGUCUCCUUCCGUUACCCCUUGCAGACGCUGACGCCGCAGCGCCUGCGCGGCGCGGUCCGCCACCUGUUGGAGGAGCCGUCCUACCACUUGGCCGCCAUGCAGCUGAGCCAGAAGCUUCGUGCAGCCUCCGGCGCCAAGGGAGCUGCAGAGGCCAUCGUUCGGGCGACGUCGAAGUGCCAUUUGGCCGGCGCCUGA
This is a messenger RNA of Durusdinium trenchii, 1371 nucleotides long. Lineage: Eukaryota; Dinophyceae; Suessiales; Symbiodiniaceae. The record is from the annotation of a GenBank genome assembly.